This is a messenger RNA of Closterium sp. NIES-65, 768 nucleotides long. The record is from the annotation of a GenBank genome assembly. Lineage: Eukaryota; Viridiplantae; Streptophyta; Zygnematophyceae; Desmidiales; Closteriaceae.
AUGGGAGUGACGGCGCACUGGAGUGGCGGCGCACGGGAGUGGCGGCGCACUGGAGUGACGGCGCACUGGAGUGGCGGCGCACGGGAGUGGCGGCGCAUGGGAGUGGCGGCGCACGGGAGUGGGGGCGCAUGGGAGUGGCGGCGCACGGGAGUGGGGGCGCAUGGGAGUGGCGGCGCACGGGAGUGGGGGCGCAUAGGAGUGGCGGCGCACGGGAGUGGGGGCGCAUGGGAGUGGCGGCGCACGGGACUGGCGGCGCAUGGGAGUGAGGAGGAGGCGAGCGGCGUGGGCACGCAAGGGGUGAGGGAGUGUGCAAGCUUCUCAUUCGCUGGCACACUCAGCACAGCAGCGGCGCUCGCGCUCUUGCCCCGCGCGCCUGCCGCACCUCUCACGCGCGCCGCUCGGCUGCUCGCUCUGGUCCCCGCUGCUGCUCCCGUUCGCUUUCUUCCGCUCAUUUUUCGCGGCCCCUCUCCCUCCAUCUUUCUCGCUCACACGCUUCCCCCGCGCACCUCUCGCUCAGCGGGCGGAACAAAUCGUCCGCCCUCCUCCUCCUUUGCGCCCAUGCCUCCGCCGCUAUGCCUUCAUUCCAAAAAGUCUGACGGCCUCUCAGCUGACGGCCGCUCAGCUGACGGCCGCUCAGCUGACGGCCGCUCAGCUGACGGCCUCUCAGCUGACGGCCUCUCAGCUGACGGCAUCUCAGCUCACAGCCUCUCAGCCCUCUCCCCCGUCUCCCGCUUUCCCUCCCCCACUUCCUUUCGCUUCCCACCCUAA